CGGUCUGAGAGCAGGGGUCGGGAAAGCGCCAUGGCUGCGUCGCGGAUCGCCGCGGUGAAUAAGGCAGGGGGCUUGAAACUGGGAUAGAAUGUGGUUUCUUAGUUUAAAAAACGUGUAUCUUUUCAUAGAAAUGAUAAAAUGAAAAAUCUGUUUGAAAGACACCAGUGUCUACUUGUUUACUGCAGUGACUAACGUAACCUCACGUCGGUAGUAAAAGUUUUUAGAGCGUAACGGAUUGUAUCCAACUAAAGCUCAAUUCAAGGUUGGACUCAUUUGAAUUAAUGAAUAUGACUCGCUUGCGGCUGUUAAUUUCAGUGGCUCUCCUCUUUCAGUUGAGCUGAGUUGGGUGCAACUCAACGCUUCAGCUUCUGCCACAAAAGGCAAAAUGUUAUGCUUUAAGAGUUCUAAUAUUUCUGCUGCAUUAAAACAACAAGGCAUUCUUUGCCACCUUAAAGACUAACAAACGUUGUUGUUUCAGAACCACCUAUUAGAGUGGACUUGUAGUCCAUGAAAGUUUAUGCCAGAAUAAAUAUAUAUAUAUAUAUAUAUAUAUAUAUAUAUAUAUAUGUUAGGAUUGUAUCCAGUGCUAUCUCUACACAGAGCAGACCCACUGAAAUGAAUAAACAUAACCAAUUCAAGCCCAUUAGUUUUAUUGGGCCUACUCAGAGCAAGACAUGGAUUUCCUUUGCUUUUAAAGUACAGUGGUACCUCGGGUUAAGAACUUAAUUCGUUCUGGAGGUCCGUUCUUAACCUGAAACUGUUCUUAACCUGAGGUACCACUUUAGCUAAUGGGGCCUCCUUCUGCCGCCGUGUGAUUUCUGUUCUCAUCCUGAAGCAAAGUUCUUAACCCGAGGUACUAGUUCUGGGUUAGCGGAGUCUGUAACCUGAAGCGUCUGUAACCUGAGGUACCACUGUACCAUGAUACUCAUGGACUAACAUGACUGUUCCUGUGGAAUAUUUUAUGUUAGUCACUGUAAUAAAUAUAUUACCAAACAGUAUAAUCCUUAACAAUGUCAACUCACAAGAAAGUCCUAUUGUGUUCAGUAGUGCUGACUCCCACAGAGGUGGGCUUAGGGUUUUAGCCUUAAUGAUUAACAGUAUGCUGGGAUUCAAAACAAAAUUGUCUCAUGUACUGUUUGAUGGGGUGGGGGCUGUCAGAUGUGGGCAGAUGUCAUGAGUCAGGAGUAUAGGGGGAGGGGAGCUGGUUACUGCCUUUUGGCUCCAUUCCUCUCCAGCCUCCUCUUCUGCCUCAGUCUGGACUGCUCUCUGCCCCAUGUCGCUUCCUGCUCACUAAAGCCUGUUGCCUCUUCUCCCUCUGACCAUGCAUCGCUGCCCCCCUGGCUCUGAGCCUUCUUCCCCAGUUCUCUGCAUCAAGCCAGCCCAUGACAGCAGGUGGGGGGAAAUCCAAAUUUGCUCUCUUCCUUCUCCAUGUAGGCUACUGCUGAGUUUCCUUCUUGCAGGGUUCAAAAACAAAGGCCUCAGAUGAAGGGGAUGCUCCUCCAGCCAAGAAAGCCCCGAUUUUCUAUGGGAGCUUGGAGGAGAAAGAGCGAGAACGUCUCCUCAAAGGGGAGUCUGGGUUGAUGGGCAAGGAUGCAGUCAAAGCAGCUAUUGAGGCUGGCAACAUCAAUAUCACCAGUGGUAAGAGAUGGUAGUGAGCUGACUGGGAGAUGGAAGGAAAAGGAUGGAGGGAAGAACUGCUUAGUGGGGCUGAUAAUUUGUUUAGAAUGCUUGUAAGCAGGCCAUUUUCAGCAAAUGCUCUCAGAGAAGCUCACAGUUCAAUACUAAAAUUACAAUUAAAUCAGGAAGUCCUUUAAAACAAAUCACACUAAAGCAUUACACAGCAUAAUGAGAUUAAACAAGAUGCUGACAUAAAACCACAUGCAAGCAAAUAAGGCAUUCACUUGGUGCUGACAGAAUGCCACAACUAAGAAGCCUGUGUCAUUGUCCACCAUACUUCCAAGGGUGGUAGGACCUAGAAUAUAUCUUAAUGUUUGGGUGGGUUCAUGUGGGAACAGGUAAUCUUUCAACUAGCCUGGCCCCAACCCAUUUGGGGCUUUGUAGGUCAAAAUCUGCACUUUGGCUUGAGCUUGGCAAUGAACUUUAAUCCAGUGUAUCUCUUUAGGACAGGCAAAAUAGGUUCCAUAUGACCAGUCCCAUUUAUUUGCUUUAACUGUAGUUUCCAAGCAAUCUUCAAAGACAGCCCCAAGUACAGCGCGUUAUAGUAAUCAGUCCAUGGAUAAAUGUGACCAGGCUAUCUUUAUCCCAGGGAUGCUAUCAGUUAUACAUACAGUAGUACCUCCAGUUACAAACCUAACCUGUUCCGGAGGUCCGUUAGUAACCGGAAACCGCUCGUAACAUGAAGCGCGCUUCCGCUAAUAGCACCUCCCGCUGCUGCCGCACCGCCAGAGCGUGGUUUCUGCUCGCAUCCCGGGGCAAAGUUCACAACGAGGGGCAUCUGCUUUCGGGUUAGUGGAGCGCGUAACCCGAAGAAUUCGUAAGGGGGACGGUUCGCAACAUGAGGUACCACUGUAGUUCUUUACAGGAGAAAGCAAGCAAGAGACAAAUCCCUGCCCUGAGGUCUUUAUAAUUUAAAUCUAGAUAGGGGUAGCAAGAAGCAAAAAACUAGAUGAGAAGGAGUGUCACAGGUGGCAGCAGAUCAAUGUGGGUACACUCUGCUUAGGUUUCGUUUCAGGGGAACAAAUGGUUGUUGGCUAGCUCCUGCGCAUCUGCAGAUCCUAUUUGUUCCCUCUGGAUAUAAAAAUGUGUACUGCCAGUGGCCAUAAGAGAUUGUGCUCUCUUACCCCCCCCCCCCAGCAAUACAUUAAUUACAUUGUGCCUUUGUAUGAAUUUUGAUUUUAAGCCAUUUGGGGAGCCAGUUUUGGCUGAAAAGAGGGAUGUAGAUCAAAGCCUUAAGCCACAGGCCUCACUGAUAACAUAAGCUUUGACCUGGACACUCAAGGAGCAGAGAGCAUAUACCACAUAUUGUUGCUCUUUGAAUGUGGCUUCAUUGGAAUGAAGUGAGGCUUUGUAGGGUCCUGUUGGGGUUGUAUUUCCUAUAACCUUUGGCUUUCUACUAUGAUCAGGUGAAGUUUUUGACUUGGAAGAGCACAUCAGUGAGCGCCAGGCAGAGGUCCUGGCAGAGUUUGAGCGCCGGAAGCGUGCCAGGCAAAUCAAUGUUUCCACAGAUGACUCUGAGGUCAAGGGCUGCUUACGAGCCCUCAGGGAGCCCAUCACACUUUUUGGAGAGGGCCCUGCAGAAAGGAGGGAGAGGUGAGAGAGGAUGAAAUUGAAUUGCUCUCACUUCCUUUUCCAGUUCAUUGAUGUGACUCAUAUAAACAAAGGCAAGUUAAUCUUCACUUUAUUUCUCAACAGGCUACGUAACAUUCUGUCUGUGGUUGGCACAGACGCAUUGAAGAAGACCAAAAAAGAUGAUGAGAAGUCCAAGAAAUCAAAAGAGGAGGUAAUAAGUGACAGCAGCUCUGGGGUUUCAAAUGGGAGUCUUCACAAACCCUGGGAGCUCACACUUUCCCACUGAGCUCCGACCUUUCCCCUUAGCUAUAAAUGUGUGCCCACUAUACUACCCAAGUCUCACAAGAGAUACCCACCCCUUUAAUGUUUCAUUUCUCUUAGUAUCAGCAAACCUGGUACCACGAAGGACCAAAUACCUUGAAGACGGCCAGACUGUGGAUCGCCAACUACUCCCUCCCUCGGUAAGGGGCUGGGAUUGAGAAAUGCUAACGCAAACAUUGAUGAGGCCUUGUAUAUCUAUUGUCCCUAACUAGAGUGGUGGUGAUGGUUGAGAAAUGGGGGAUUUCAAACCCACCUCAAAAGACAGAUGGCACGUGGCAGAAGAAUUGUCACCAUUACAACUUGUAGGCCUCUGCAAGGGUUGAAUAUGGGCAAGACCUGGUUGCAUUAAUUUUUGUUCCCUUCACAGGGCAAUGAAUCGAUUGGAGGAAGCCUGGCUGCUCAAGGAGGUCCCUGAGGCCACACGGACUUCCCAGAAACAGGAGCUGCACAAAUCUCUAAGGGUAAGUGGGACCCAUCUCUGCUAUGACUUAAAAGUUCUGGGCACUGGGCUGCUGCAGCCCAGAAGGCCCCCGAGAUGCGGAGGUUCAAAUGAGCUUGCAGAAGGCUUCUGUGCCUCUGCUCCUCCUCAGCAUAAUUCAAUGGUAGAUCAAAUGCUUUGCAUGUGGAUGAUCCCAGGUUUACUCCCUGGCAUCUCCAUCUCCAAAGACACCUGGACAAGGAAAGAUCUCUGCUGGUUGCUUGGAAUUCAGCUGCCAGUUCAGAGCACGUAACAUUGCACUAAAUGGGUCCAACAAUUCAGCUCAGUAGAAAACACUACUGGGGGUGAGGUGGGGGAGCAGCCUGGGCAGGAAACGUCAUCUCUUUUCUUUACCAUCUCAGCGCCAUCUCAUUUUAGUGAGCCCUUCAGUUCCUCUGGUGGCAAAAUAUUAUCUUUUGUUUUUCUUUCAGUCUUUGAAUAAUUUCUGCAGCCAAAUUGGAGACAACCGCCCUAUCUCCUAUUGCAACUUCAGCCCCAACUCCAAGCUCCUGGCUACAGCUUGCUGGUAAACUUUGUUCUGCUUUUCAUUAUGUCCCUUCCAAUCCUGCUAAGUUCUCCUAUAGUGCACAGGAGAGGCUGCCUGAGCUGUUGGGGGCAGUCAUAGAAUCAUAAAAUUGUAGAGCUGGAAAGGAUCCCGAAAGUCAUCUUGUCCAACGCCCUGCAAUUAGCAAGCUCUGGAAGGCUAUUGUGGGAGUAGUUUUUAGAAUGUGAUAGUUCUGUGGGUGCAUUUUAUCAUUUUGUUGAAGGUUGUUUUUAGACUUGCUAUCUUCUGUUUUGUUUUUAGACUUGUUAUCUUGCAACUGAAUUUUGCUUGGUUUUUAUAUGUGUUUGGGUUUUUUUUACUCUCUUAGCUUCCUUGAUUGCUUUUGUUUGAUUGGUUUUGUUUGUAAAACAGAAAGACAAGGGAUAGAAAACAUUUUAAGAUAAAAUAAAAUGCCAGUCAGUUUUCCUUCUGCCUUUCCUCUCCCAGGAGUGGCCUCUGUAAACUGUGGUCAGUGCCGGAUUGUAAUCUCAUCCACACUUUGCGAGGUAUAGUAUCUGACUCCCACCGCACCCAUUGCCAAAGCAGCCUGCUUUUCUCUUAUCUUCCCUCAAAUGACUGGAGCAAUUACCGUAUAUGGCUGAUUAGGAGCAUAAGGCUACAUGGGUGGGAGGCUAUGAAUUUUGAGAGUGGUGCUGUGCAAACUUCUUCCUUUAUUUGUUUGUCCACCUUGGGCUUGGGUGAGAUGGCAUUCCUUUCUGGAAGACAGCCUGGACUCUAAUAAUCAGUGUUGGGAGUCAUAUCCUAUAGGUCCACUGCUUAGCUGCUGACUAAUUCAGAGCAUGGGAACGUCAGACCCGUGGGCCACAUGUGGCCCUCACAGCCUCUCUGGCCCUUGGGGCUCUCUUCAAACUGCACCAACCCUGCUUGUCACCCUCCUUUAGUGUUUUUACUUGGGUGGAAUGUGGCCUUGAAUUCUGAUCAGGCCUGGAAGGAGACUAGAAAUGGGAGUGUGAAGGCAGGUAGCCUACUAUACAAAGGGAAAAGCUGCAUUUGUUGCUCCACCUUCUUUUGCUUUUGGCCCCUCCCACUAUUGGCAUGCAGCCAUCCUCCAUUCAGGCCAGCCAAAGUCAUUUUCAGAAUUCAAGGAUGCAAUCCGGGCUGGCAGAAGACACUCAAGAAGGGCGUGAAGCAGGGACAGUGAAGUGUGUGGCCUGAGGGGAAAGAGUGAAUUAGUGUGGGGAGAGUGCCAAGGACCAAAGUGGAAGGCCUUGAGAGCCACAUUUGGCUUACAGGGCCAAGGUUCCCCACCCCGGCUUUAGCACAAAAACUAAAUUUGAAGUGAUUCCCAGUCAAAGAGUCUCUUCGGAGCAAUAGGAAGAUGCCCAGACUCAGACAGAGGAAGUAAGCUUAAAAUUGGCUGGCUCUCAAACUGUCUGUCUGUCUCGUCUGUUCCCAAGGGCACAACACCAACAUUGGAGCCAUUGUCUUUCACCCCAAGGCAACCAUCUUCCUGGACAAGAAGGACGUCAACCUGGCUUCAUGCGCAGCAGAUGGCUCUGUCAAACUUUGGAGUCUUGAAAGGUAUGCCUGGGCCCAGGAAAAUCAGUUGCCUUCCCUUCCUUAUUUUAUUGGCUGCUGCGGGUGGUAGAGAAAAAUAUUAAAGAAUGGCUUCCUGUUUAACCUCCUUCUGCAACAAACAAAAAGCUAACACAAGUGAUUGAGGCAGGGGCAUGACCACACCAUACUUUUAAAGCACAUGGCUCCCCCCAAAGAAUCCUGGGAGCUGUAGUUUGUUAAAAGUGCUGGGAAUUAUAGUCCUGUGAGGGUGAACUAUAGUUCCCAGAGUUAUUUUGCUGUGGGUGCUUUUGGGGGCCUGAUCCAGCAGUGCUCCUCUCUCCUUAUAAUGAGGCUUCUUUUCUGUGUUACUGUUUCUAAAGCUUUAUAGAGACACGAGUUUGCUUGGCUUAUUGGUUGUGCCCCCCUGGCCCAAACUGUGAGGUGGGGGGUUCCCACUUCUCCCCCAUGUCAUACUUGUAUUACUUUUUACACCUCUUGUCUUGCUAUGUCCCCAGAUAGGCUUCAUUUGUUCCAACAGUCAAGGCACUGUGACUCUUGGGGAAGGCAGUUGAUUCUGUCAGUGCGUUAUCCAAGGAAACAGAGAGAGAGCAGAUUCUUUAAUUGGGCCUCAGGGAAGAGGUUUAUUUCUGUCAGAUACUGUUGCUGUGGGCCAAAGCAUCAGUGUUGGUAAAUUCUCACUCCUUCUCUCAGUCUUGGGUGCCUGUGAGGUCAUAGAAUCAUAGAAUUGUCAAGUUGGAAGGGACCACAAGGGUCAUUGAAUCCAACCCCCUGCAAUGCAGGAAUCUUUUGCUCAAACUCAUAUUUAGUGAUAGAUUUUUUCCCACCUGUUGAACUCGAGACCCUCUUUUGCAACAGUAAGGGACCUGUGGCCCAUGGGCCUGACUGGGCCUGGCAGGGAACCCGAUAUGGCCCAUGGGGCCAUUUUUGCCAAGCCACACCUGCCCCACCCCUGACAUCUUGUAUAACAUGGGGCAGGUAAAGACACGGCCGCAAAAGGAACAAGUAGAAGAGCUUUAAAACAUGUUCUGGGGCCAUUCUGUGGCUUGUUAUAUUGAUGUCAAAUUCAAACCCCACUGGGCUAGGCUUCCUUCUGGAGUUCCCUGAGUUCCUUCACCUUUUGUUUAAGAAAGUCAGGGUUGCGUGUACAGGACUGGAUCAUUCCAGCAACAAGGGGGCUCAAUCAAACUGAAGAGAGCAGCUACAGUAAGUGGAGCUGGUCUAGUAACUCUUAUACUUGAGGAAGUAUUAGGACUUCCUCCUGCCAAUGAGGUUACUGGUUCACUAUCCAGUCGCUUUCUUUUGGAACACAGGGUUGUAGACCCAUUGAAAUGCAUGGACAUGCAUUAAUUUCACGGGGUCUACUCUGAAAUGAACUGAAUUGAAUACAACCCCAUAGGAAGCUGCUUUAUAGCAAGCCAGACUAAUUGCCUCUCAAGGCCACUGUUGCCUGCUCUAACAGGCAGUGGCUCUCCACAGUUUCAGGUGGGAGGAUUUCCCAGCCGUACUUGGAGACACCAGGGAUUGAAUCUGGGAUUCUUUUGCCUGCAGAGUGUGUCUACCACUGAGCCACAACUGCUCUGCUUGGGCAGGCAGGGUUUUCCCUUCUGUUCCGAACGCCCUUGGAUUACUUUAAUAUUUGUACUUUGCAGCCCUGGGAACAAUGGUGAGUAGCCUACAUGAAGCAUCCCAAGCUGCCUGUGUAUUCUUGCAGCCAGUCAGAGACAGCAUUGUUUGUUUCCUUGUGAACUAGUUUUCAAAGACCCAUCACAACAUAUUUUAGGCUUGAAAGGCAGCAAGCAGUGUACAAAUCUUAUACAGUAGUGUACUAUGACUAAGCUGUUAAUAAAGUCAUUGGAUAAAGCCAAGCUAGUCUGUGAAUCUUUCAAUAACAACUGAAACAUUUUUCUCUUCUGGGCACCCUUCAGGGGGGUCACUUACCAGUGGUGGGUGGAGUAACUACUGUAAAUUUUACCUUCACACAGCAGAUUAGUUUCUGUACACACACACCCCUCUGUCCUCCAGCCAGCCAGCUGGAUCCACCCAUCGCACCUUCCUUUCUCCUAUUCUGUAUUGCUGCCUCUUUAUUUUAGUCUCUGUUAUGGGACAGUCAGCAUCAUCAAGAAUUUGCCGUGAGAUGUUGUGUUUCUUUCAGUGAUGAACCAGUGGCUGACAUCGAGGGACACACAGCGAGAGUAGCCCGGGUGGCAUGGCAUCCCUCUGGCAGGUUUCUGGGCACCACCUGGUAAGUCAGAGGAGGGGGUGCAGCCCAAAGGGCCACACAUGGCACCUGGUCUAAUUUCUUGUGGGUAGCAAGGAGGUGAAUAAAUAGGGAAAUGAUGUAAUGGAGAAAGAGGAAGAGCAGAGAGCAGCAGAAAGAAAAGGAAGAAAAGAGAGUUCCUUCCAUUGUUAGUAGUCUCACCACCACUGGCAAUGCCACCACCAUGGGUUACCUUCGAAAUAAUUCUGCCCUCGAUAGAAAAACAGCUGUUGUCAUCCCCUUGUGAUAUGUUACUUCUUUCCACUCAGCCCAGCACUCAUUACACAAGACUGGAAAGUGAGAGGUUGGAAUGGGAGGAAGCUGCAGUUGAAGAUCCCAAUACUGAGCAGAGAAUUGAAUUAUGUGUCCUAAAUGCUACACAUAUCCCUGUAUCAGUUGGCUGAUCGUCUAAGUUUGUGGGGGCCAGGGGCAGAUUAGAUUAAUUCCAUGGUCUUAGCUUGUAGUGGAGAUCAGGAUAGACAAUCCAGCCACCUGCUUGAACUUCGGGGGGGGGGGGACCUGUUGGGGCCUUGUGAGAUAUUCACAUGAGUCUUUGUCUCUUCUCCACCUCCCCCCCUGCAGCUAUGACCACUCUUGGCGCCUGUGGGACCUGGAGGCUCAGGAGGAAAUCUUGCACCAGGAGGGGCACAGCAAAGGAGUUUACGACAUCACCUUCCAUGUUGACGGCUCCCUUUCUGCCACUGGGUAAAUCUACAUGCAUGUGCAAGUCCUAACCCUCCCUGGGGGUGUCACUGAGCAAGUAUCAGCCAGUCAGUAAUGAUGCUCAUUCUUACUAGUUCUAAAAUGCCAGAAAAGAGAGAGAACUGGUUGGGAUUCUACCUUCAGAAGAUCCCACUCAAGUCUUCACUCCUGGAGCUAAAAAGUCACAGGGUGGAAAUUCUAAUGAGGGAGGGGCCAUAGCUUCGAUAAGAGCGUCUGCUCUGCGUGGAGAAAGUCACAGCUUCAAUCCCCAAUGGUUAUCUUCCUAUCUAUAAUCCUGGAGAGCAGCUGCCAGUCAGUGUAGACACUACUGAAUUAGAUGGACCAAUGUUCUGACUCAUUUCUAGGAAACUUCCUUUGUUCCUAAUAGCUUGACUGUAUUCCUGAGUUUAUACUACUCAUUAAAAUAAAAGUUUCAACUUUUUAGGGCAGUAUUAAGAUUUGCCCCAUCAUUGUUCUUAAUCUGCAAAUUCUGAUCUGGGGAGCUCUUGCUUUAGCUUGUUUGUAAUUGAGUCGAUCCUUCAUUGUCACGUAACUAUGCUUUGGAACUCCCUGCCUAUUGACAUUAAGCAAGCUAUAUAUUUGUAUGCACCUGCUGAAUCCUUUUUUUUUUUUUUUUGGCUUGACAAGCCUACCCAGGUGCAUAAUUUAGUUACUUUGUUUUUAAAGUUCUACUUAUUUUUAUGCGUGUUUAUAAUGCCAAUGGCUUUUAUGUAUAUUUGCUUUUUAAUUGUUCUGUAGAUUUUAGCUAUGUUUCACGUUCAGUUUUUGUACUCCUCUUAGAUAACUUUUUGAUUUAAGUGCAUUAUAAAUAUUCUAAAUCUAUGCAAACAAAGUGUGCUAAUUAGACUUUGCUACAUGUGAUUUGCCAGGUAGGUCAGAUCUGGGUCCUGCUUGCAAAACCUUGGAUCUGCAGACAGGAGGUGGUAGUAACAUGGGAGGCAAUCCGAGCUGCAUUGCAGCAAGGCUUUGCUCCAAUUUAACAACUGUGGGUCUCAGAAGCUCCUUUGGCUCCUGUUUAGUGAUGUUAAGAGGUAUCCAGCCUAGGUGACAACUAAAGAGGAAAGAAGAUCCAAAGAUGGCUUUAAGUGAUGCCCCUUAUUCAGAGUGGAAGCAUGGGAAGGGGUUUGUGUGAGAAAGAGAUUGUUUGACAUUUUUCUCUUCCUUUCAGUGGCCUUGAUGCAUUUGGCCGCGUGUGGGAUCUGCGCACAGGGCGUUGUAUCAUGUUUUUGGAGGGUCAUCUCAAGGAGAUCUAUGGGAUCAACUUUUCCCCUAACGGGUAAGAACCAAUUUGCCAUCCCCUCUUGGGGUGCAGGUCUUAAUAUUGACACACAGACAACUAACUUCUGCUCGGAGUAGAUUAAUUGAAAUUAAUGGAACUAAUUUAGUCUGCAUGCACACUAUACAUUCAAAGCACAUUUCCCACCCCAAAUCAUCCUGGGAACUUUAGUUUCCCCCUCACAGAGCUUAUAAUUCCCUAUGCCCUUAGUAAACUACAGUUCCCAGGAUUCUUUGGCAGAAGCUGUGUGCUUUAAAUGUAUGAUGGGUACAUAGCCUUCCCCCCUCCUCCAAUAUAUUUUAUUAAAGCUUUUUCAUAAUCAUGUAGGAUUAUGAAUAGGGCUGAAAUUGGGAACAACCCCCUUGCACGCAAACCCGAAUUCCUCCUCUUCCGUACUUCUCAUAGGUACCACAUUGCCACUGGAAGCGGCGACAACACCUGUAAAGUGUGGGAUCUCCGCCAGAGAAAGUGCAUCUACACCAUCCCUGCCCAUCAGAACCUGGUGACCGGAGUGAAGUUUGAACGUAAGUCUCUGCAGCUGCUAUGGCCUUUCCCCAGAAACUGAGGAUAUAUAAUGGGUUGAAAAGUACCUUGUCUGUGGUUUCCAUGUGCAACAUAGAUUCCCAAGACUUGGAUAUAUACCGCUCCCCACCCUCCCCAAAUAUACUGGCUCUUGAGAAUAGCCUGUAUGCUCUGUCACUCACCCUCCCUCUUCCUGCAUCCCCCGUUCCCUGCUUAUGGUUGGCUUUUGGGUAAGGUUUUGGGGAAACUGGUAGCACUCUGGAAGUUGUUGGACUCCCAGCUCCCAUCAGCCCCAGCCAGCAUAGCUAAUGGUCAUGGAUGAUGGGAGUUGUAGUUCCUCACCCCUGCUGUAAGUGGUGAAUCUCUAUAUUGCCUCCUUAGUCCUCCUCCCCACUUCCUGUUAUUUUUCUCUUUCCGCCACCCAGCAAAUCAUGGCAACUUCCUGCUUACUGGAUCUUACGACAGCACAGCCAAGGUCUGGACGCACCCAGGCUCAUCCCCGCUGAAAACCUUGGCAGGACACGAGGGCAAAGUCAUGGGCUUGGACAUCUCCCUGGACGGGCAGCUGAUCGCCACAUGCUCUUAUGACAGGACUUUCAAGCUUUGGAUGGCAGAGUAGGGGGAAGGAGCAUUUCUGCCGGAUUGGCCCUGCCCAGCUCCCGCAGCCAAGGAAGGCAGCCUGCUGUGACUCCCUGGGCCUCCGCCACAGAUCAGGGCAUGGUUUGAUGCGCUUCUGGGAUACUGCCUCCUCCUAACACAUGCACACACCCUCUGGUCAGGCCAAGCUGAGUUUGAGAACGCCUUUCCUAUUGCAUUUUGCUUUAGUUGUGUACUCUCCCCUCCCUUCCCUGUGGAAUGGGCUUGCAUUGAUCCAGCACUACCAACCUUUAGGAAUACCCAGGGUGCUAACAGAGCUGGUAGAGUGGGUUGUUCUGGUUGUUAUUUGGGAGUGGGGUCACAGCUUCUUCUCACUCGGACAGAGACUUUUCUUGAAAAACGACACCCUAACAUUAAAGCAGAGUGGCUGCUUGAAAAUGGUGAA
Messenger RNA from Podarcis lilfordi (Lilford's wall lizard), 11951 nucleotides. Lineage: Eukaryota; Metazoa; Chordata; Lepidosauria; Squamata; Lacertidae. The record is from the annotation of a GenBank genome assembly.